GUUGUAGUCUCUUGAAAUAAUUUAUCCCCCAUUUUCCCAUUCACCUUUUUCGGCAGUCGCUUCCUCCUGAUUCAACAGCCAUGCCAUUGCCGACGAAGCUCGAAAAUGGCUUCCCCACAGAGACACCCACGCCCAAGCCUCUAACUAAUGGCGCAGCAGCACCCACAAAUAAACCCAUUCAAAUUCAAACCCAAUCCCCACCCCCAUGGACGCUCGGCCACUACCUUGCCCGCCGCCUCGUCGAGAUCGGCGUCGGCGAUAUCUUYUCCGUYCCGGGAGAUUYCAAUCUCCUGCUGCUCGAUUAYUUCGUKGCGGAAMAGGGGYUGAAUCUCGUCGGCUGCUGCAGCGAGCUCAACGCUGGGUACGCCGCCGACGGCUACGCCAGGCGCCGCGGCGUGGGAGCCUGCGCCGUGACGUUCACGGUGGGCGGGCUGAGCCUGAUCAACGCCGUCGCCGGAGCUUACUCGGAGGAUCUUCCGGUGCUGUGCAUUGUGGGUGGGCCCAACUCCAAUGAUUACGGGAGCAAGAAGAUCAUCCACCAUACAAUUGGGUUGCCCGAUUUCAGUCAGGAACUGCGCUGCUUUCAGAAUGUCACGUGCUAUCAGGCCAUUAUUGAUAAUGUCGAAGAGACGCAAUGGGAGAUAGAUAGAGCAAUUUGCAAGUGUUUGGGAGAGAGGAAGCCAGUUUACAUAAGUAUUUGCUGCAAUUUGGUGGCCAUUCCUCAUCCUUCUUUCUCCAUGGAACGCCUCAUCCCACUCUCCCUCCAUCCCAAGCAAAGUAACCAGAUGGGUUUGGAGGUAGCGGCGGAGAAGGCAGCUCAGCUUCUAAACAGUGCCGUAAAACCAGUGAUGGUCGCCGGAAAGAAGCUUCGACCCGCCAAAGCCCAAGCCGCGUUCGUGGAGCUAGCCGACGCUUGUGGCUACGCCGUCGCCGUCACGCCGUCGGCGAAAGGCCUCUUCCCGGAGAACCACCCACAUUUCAUCGGAACUUACUGGGGAGCAGUCAGCACCGCCUUCUGCGGCGAGACGGUGGAAAUUGCCGACGCCUCCAUCUUCGCCGGCGCCACUUUAGACGAACUCGAAACCGUCGCCUUCUCGCUUACGUACAAGAAGAACAAGGCCAUUAUUGUAGAGCCAGAACGUGUUGUGUUCCCUAAUGGGCCCAGUUUUGGGCCCAUUUUAAUGAAGGACUUCCUUCGGGCCCUAGCCCAGCGUCUCAAGCCCAAUCCGACGGCCUACGAGAAUUAUCGCAGGAUUUAUGUUCCGGAGUCGGGUCCACUCCAAUCGGAGCCGGGCGAGGCCUUGCGGGUCAAUGUUCUUUUCAAACAUAUCCAGAAAAUGUUGUCGAGUAACAUGACUGUGAUUUCUGAGGCCGGUGACUCUUGGUUUCACUGUCAAAAACUGAAGUUACCGAAAUCAUGCGGGUAUGAGGUACAAUUGCUAUAUGCAUCUAUUGGAUGGUCUUUGGGUGCGACUCUUGGAUAUGCCCAAGCUGCACCUCAGCAGCGGGUGGUUCUUUGUAUCGGUGAUGGAAGCUUUCAGAUGAGUCCACAAGAUGUAUCGACGAUGUUAAGGUUGGGACAAAAGAAUAUAAUAUUUUUGAUAAAUAAUGGUGGAUACACCAUUGAAGUAGAGAUUCAUGAUGGCCCUUACAACGUCAUCAAGAAUUGGGAUUACACCGCCAUGGUCAAUGCCAUGCAUAAUCAGGACGGCAAAUGUUGGACUGCCAAAGUUCAUACGGAAGAAGAAUUGGUAAAAGCAAUUGAGACAGCAACGAAAGAUCGAAAUGAUUGCUUAUGUUUCAUCGAAGCUAUUCUUCAUAGAGAUGAUACUAGUAAAGAGUUACUUGAAUUUGGUAGCAAGAUUGCUGCUAUUAGUUGUCGCCCUCCUAGACCUUUAUGAAACAAGAACAAAAUAUUUUCAACUCUUGAAUGAUUAGAUGUGUAAUAUUAUCUUAAAAUUUCAGUCCAUGUUUUCGUUUUGGUGGUUCAUAUUGAUUAUGGUAGUGUUUUUUUAGUAUAAUUUGUAUGGAGGUUUCGAACUCUCAACUUUGUGUUUGGAUAUAUAUAUGUCUUAAUCAUCUGAGCUAUGUUCUGGUUGGCAUAUUGAUUCUGACAGUUAA
Molecule: messenger RNA, 2121 nt
Organism: Momordica charantia (bitter melon)
Lineage: Eukaryota; Viridiplantae; Streptophyta; Magnoliopsida; Cucurbitales; Cucurbitaceae
Product: pyruvate decarboxylase 1
Cellular component (GO): cytosol
Molecular function (GO): thiamine pyrophosphate binding; magnesium ion binding; pyruvate decarboxylase activity
Source: RefSeq, a predicted model, not a curated record